Messenger RNA from Corticium candelabrum, 2241 nucleotides. Its product is annotated as SWI/SNF-related matrix-associated actin-dependent regulator of chromatin subfamily A member 5-like. Gene Ontology annotation, molecular function: ATP-dependent chromatin remodeler activity; zinc ion binding; ATP binding. The transcript has 11 exons. Bases 100 to 2241 code for a protein of 713 amino acids. Gene Ontology annotation, cellular component: nucleus. Lineage: Eukaryota; Metazoa; Porifera; Homoscleromorpha; Homosclerophorida; Plakinidae. Gene Ontology annotation, biological process: positive regulation of transcription by RNA polymerase II. The record is from RefSeq and is a predicted model, not a curated record.
GAUCGUGCAAAGAGGUUCUCUUACUUAUUACAGCAGACUGAGCUGUUUAGUCAUUUUGUCAACUCGGCUGCUACCCAGACACCAUCAAGUCCUCUCAAAAUGAAACCAGGACGUCCAAAGAAAAAGGAUGAUCGAUCAAGGAGAUCCUCAGACAUGCGACAUCGGAUGACAGAACAAGAAGAAGAUGAGGAAUUGUUGGAACAGUCAAAGGCUACCAAGACUGUUACCCAAUUUUCAUCAUCUCCACCAUAUGUGAAGAAUGGUGAAAUGCGGGAUUAUCAAGUGAGAGGUCUGAAUUGGCUUAUAACUCUGUUUGAAAGUGGAAUUAAUGGAAUUCUGGCUGAUGAAAUGGGUCUUGGUAAGACUCUAGAAACCAUCUCAUUUCUUGGGUAUCUCAAAAACUACAAGAACAUUCAUGGUCCUCACAUUAUAAUUGUUCCUAAAUCAACUCUUGCCAAUUGGAUGAGUGAAUUUAAAAGAUGGUGCCCUUCAGUCGAUGUAGUUUGUCUUAUUGGCAAUAAGGAAGCCAGAGCUCAAUUCAUUCGCAGCACUUUCUUGCCAGGAAAGUGGGAUGUUUGUGUGACAUCAUAUGAGAUGAUUUUGAUUGAAAAGGCAUCAUUCAAGAAAUUCAAGUGGAGAUAUGUUGUUAUUGAUGAGGCCCACAGGAUCAAAAACGAGAAGUCAAAACUCUCUGAGAUUGUGAGGCAGUUUCGCUCUGCUAAUCGUUUACUGCUGACUGGAACACCUCUUCAGAACAAUUUGCAUGAGCUGUGGUCUCUUCUAAACUUUCUACUGCCUGAUGUCUUUAACUCAUCAGAAGAUUUUGAUGCUUGGUUUGAUGCAGCAAAGCUAGAAGACAACACACAACUUGUUGGCCGACUACAUGCGGUGUUGCGUCCAUUUCUCUUGAGGCGGUUGAAAUCUGAUGUUGAGCGUGCUCUUCCUCCGAAGAAGGAAACCAAGCUGUAUGUUGGUCUCAGCAGAAUGCAGAGAGAAUGGUACACAAAGAUUCUUAUGAAGGACAUUGACAUUGUUAAUGGAGCUGGCAAGGUUGACAAGAUGCGUCUUCUUAACAUUUUGAUGCAGCUCAGGAAAUGUGCAAAUCACCCUUACCUAUUUGAUGGAGCUGAGCCAGGACCACCAUACACAACAGACUACCAUUUAGUGGAGAACUCAGGCAAAUUGGUUGUGUUGGACAAGCUGUUGCCUAAACUAGAAGAGCAAGGAUCAAGAGUUCUAGUAUUUAGUCAAAUGACCAGGCUGUUGGAUAUCUUGGAAGACUAUAUGAUUUGGCGUGAGUACAACUAUUGUAGAUUGGAUGGGUCAACUCCACAUGAAGAGCGGCAACUUUCAAUUGAUUCAUUCAAUGCUCCAGGUAGUGAGAAGUUUCUAUUUCUUUUAAGCACAAGAGCAGGAGGACUGGGAAUCAAUUUGGCAAGUGCUGAUACUGUCAUUUUAUUUGACAGUGACUGGAACCCACAGUUGAGAAGUUCUACAGUGGCGACGAGGAUAGUGGGCGAUGGCCAGCAGAACAAGUAUGGCACGCUGGGAGAAUACCGUCUGAGUACGGAGAGCGUGGAGGAGUAUCAGGAGAGGUUUCAGCUAUUCUGUAUCGCAAACGGCAUCGCUGAUGGGGAAGGCCAAGAGGCACAACAUGAGAUUGUAUCAACACUGAGGAACACUGAGCCAAAGAAGAUUAUCAUUGCGGAAAGGUUCCGUUUCUACAAGCGUCAGCAACGAGAAAGUGAAAGUAUUGCAACGUACCUCGCUGAAUUGCGGCGGCUUGUGAAACAUUGCGACUUUGGUGCUUACCUGGCAACAGCCUUGCGAGAUCAAUUCGUGUUUGGUUUGCAUGCUGAGUCUGUACAGCAAAAGCUUUUAGCAGAGGCUGCUUUGACUCUGGAGUCCGCUGUCAAAUUGGCACAAGCCCACGAAAUGGCACGUCAGGAGACACAAGCUAUGCGUCAUGACACCUGGAGACACACACCAAGGAGCCAACCGGAGACGACGUUUGCACUGCGACGUACCGAUGAGCGACCUCCCACGAAGGAAUCGUCUGAGAAGGCAUGUUACCGUUGUGCGGAACGUGGUCAUAUGGCUGACAAGUGUCGUAUGAAGUCCCGGCAGUGCAACAUCUGCAAGAAGACGGGACACAUUGGCAAAGCCUGUCGUAGCAAAGGCAAUGGCUCUAAGCAAUGGAAGGGAAGUGGCACAUCGUUAUCCGGAAAUCAGGCAAUGUGA